UCUGUAUAAUCAUUUGUUCAUGCCGGAACUUCCUAAUCGACGGAACUGAGUCGAUGGCAUGGGAGUCGGAUACGGUUUAAUUAGUUAAGUAAUGUUUUCCCUUCUCAUUGUUAAUCUCAGGAUUCCGCUAUUUACCGUAUAUGCAACGAACGACGUUGUUUGUCAUUGCUGGUUGUUUGUAUAAAUAUAAAAUUUACGUAUUACAUUUCAAAGAACCGACAGUUUUCUAUCACGGUUCGAUGCCUGCUGGUAAUAUUUUGACCGGUUAGUAACGUUUUUGUGAAGAUAUGGGUUGUACUUUGUUACGCAAAUUUUAAACGCGAUUUUAAAUUUUGUAUUUUCCUCAAUUUCUUUUUGAAACAUUGGAAAAGUCUUGCACAUCGGAGUUUUAUUAUUAUAAUUUUAAUUUGACCUACUGGAAUGGAACCACACUGCAAACGUAGAAAGGCAACGCAGAAUGAACCCGUGUCUUGGGAAGUUUUGCCAGUCCUUUCAGACGAGCAGUCCCAGGAAACGCAAUUGUUGGGCGCUUACGCUGCGCCCAUCAUUAACAAGAGAGAAACAUCUCGCCUCGUCAAAGAGCUGGCCACGAUUUAUCCCUUGACUGGUCUUCAGCACAUCAAACGAGUGAGAGCAUGUAAAGACAGUAGCAGCCCACACCCUUUGGAGAUUAUUGUCUGUUUGGUAAGUGACUUACAAGAAAGCCACGGAGGGGUAUCCAUUUCAGAUUUAUCUUCUGGUAAAUUUGAUAGAAAUGGUUUGGGGGAGCUGUUCUUGGUGAAAAUACCAGCAUGCCCUCCACUUACACGGCCUCAGUUUGAACUGGCCAGCAAACACUGGCCAACUUCCUUCCAUGAAGAUAAGCAAGUCACUGUGGCUCUUAAGGGACAGUUGUUUACUGCUGACCAAAAAACAAAAAUGCAGGAGUACAUGCUAACUGCUAUCACGGCAGCGAAAGCAGGACGGGCAGCAGGGAUGAAUUCUGUCGGCGCCGUCAUUGUUGAUCCAGAAAUGGACAGAGUUCUAGCUGUGGGCCAUGACUGCAGACGAGGAUCACACCCCUUGCAUCACGCUGUGAUGGUCUGCAUUGAUCUUGUGGCUCGUGGCCAGGGAGGUGGAGCCUAUGAGUACAAGUACCCCACCUGUCAGUUUUCCACACCCGGUUCUUCACCUGGCCUGAGCAUCAGGUGCCCUGUUGGCCUGGAGGCUAAAGAUGAGGUGGAUGAAGCAAUACAAAGUGGACUUCCUUAUAUCUGCACAGGGUAUGAAGUGUAUGUCACCCGAGAGCCCUGUGUGAUGUGUGCCAUGGCGCUGGUGCACUCCAGGAUAAGCAGGGUGUUUUAUGGAAGUGCUUCUGCCGACGGGGCCUUAGGAACGAGAUACAAGAUCCACACGCAGAAGGAUCUGAACCACCAUUUUGAAGUUUUUAAAGGAGUUCUGCAACAGGAGUGUGAGGAUCUCAACGGUAUAGCAUUUUAAAUGGACUACUUUUUUUUAUAUUCAGAUUUAAAAAAAAAAAAAACUUUUUAUAUGUUUUGAUGGUUCUCCUCAUCUAUGUUAUUUUUAAAAUGCUUUGCAGUCAUAUCUGUGCAGGUAUUUUGAAUUUCAGGGUUAAGUAUGAACAUGGAAAAAUACCUUAACAGUGAUUAAUGAAAUUGGGUGCAACUAUGGAAAUGAGCAUAAAAACAUGACCAGAUUUCAACAAUAAAGUGUAACCAUUGCUAAAAGAAUAAUUUGUUUUCAUGAAACACCAAAUGAGAUCUGGAUAUUUGCUUCUCAUUAUCCAUAAUUUCAAUUGGUCUAGAAACAAAGUAUGACAAAAGUGCUACUAAAAAUGGUGUCCAAGAAGCAGGCUGGUAUUUACCCUCCAACCACAGCCUGAUCAGACUGACCUGACUGUUGUUACAUAAUGCUUACUUUGUCAGAUUUGAUAAAUACAUUGCCAAAGAGGAAAAACAUCUUUGCCUAUGCUCUUAGUGAAUACAGUUACAUUAAACCAGUUUUUCUCAACACAGUUCUUGCAGACCCCCAGACGGUCCACAUUUUUGCUCCUUCCAAGCUCCCAGUAGGAGAAAUAACUUAGACUGUCUGUGGGUCCUGGAGAGCUUAUGUCAGAAACACCAUGUUAAACCACAAAUUCAUAGGCAGAGUGAAAUCAAGAGUUCAGAUUAACUGGUACAAAAUUAGAUCAGAGAACCUGAAUUUGCUGUGCAUUUUAAUUGGUUAAGCCAAAUAAUAUUGGUUUUAAUUCAGUUAAUGACUGGUAAAUUAAAAACCUGCCAGCAAGCAAAGCAAGACAGCUGUAAGUGGUCGUCAGCUUCAAUGAAUAGAGAGAAUAUAAAUAAUGAAUAAACAUGGAAGUAGGUCUUAGGGACACAGCAUGUUUUAUUAUGUCAGGCACAUUAGGGGCUAUUGGGGGGGGGGAAUUCCAAUAACUAAUCAAGGGGCAGAGGCUGUUACAGGGAGCUUUGGUUAAAGGAAGAACUAUCGGAAAACCAGGAACGUCAACUGCUAUGUUAAUAAGCAUCUAUAAUCAGUCACUGUGCUUCUUUCACCGAGUGCUCUUUUAACAUGAAUAGUGCACAUCUACAUACACAAAAUGAAGUGGACUCUCAGAAAUAAGUCCUUCACUGAAAAACAAAUAACUCUUAUCCCAAGGGCAUGAUGUGAAGUAGUACUUUACCCACAGGACUUUUUCAGAAACCAGUAAAUUAACAUCCAUCAAUCAAUGUGAAUAUAAUACAUGCAUGAGCUUGAGGGACAGGCCCUUGUUCUUAAUAAUCAUACAUUUGAUAGCUUUUCUGACAUUAUAAGGGGAAUGGAGUACAAAGGAUGAUUCACUACAAUAGAGAAACCUCAACUGAAAAUAUUCCAAAAAGUUAUUUUAAAAGUAGCUUUAAGUUAAAGACCCGGGCCUGCCCAGUCCAAUGAAAUGAAAAAAAAAACAAAAUUAAAUAGUUAUAUAAGUUAGCACUACACAGUUUCUUACAAAAACUCUCUGUGUCUCACAAUGAAAGUGACAAUUACCUAUUGUUUACAAAAACUGCUUAGCAAACAUUACUGCCGUACAAAGUUCAGCUAUUUAUCAGUUCAUCUCGUCGUGCACAACGUGACCAGUGAUCUGGAAUGCUGACUUCCAGAGGCCCCUGUCUCCAGGUUCAAUACUUAUUAAUCCCAAAGAGGCGGACUCCGUGUAGCUGUGGUAACUUGGGGAUGAGCACACUCAGCAGAGAAGAAGUGUUGAUCACGAAGUGCACUGUGUCAUACUUUGUGUAGAAACUGGCAAGGAAAUAUCUGGAGGGAAUUUGAAAAAAAGUUUCAAUUAAAAACUGAAAUGUUA
Molecule: messenger RNA, 3340 nt
Organism: Brienomyrus brachyistius
Lineage: Eukaryota; Metazoa; Chordata; Actinopteri; Osteoglossiformes; Mormyridae
Gene: adat3
Product: adenosine deaminase tRNA specific 3
Exons: 1
Coding region: 421-1479 (352 amino acids)
Cellular component (GO): cytoplasm; nucleus
Molecular function (GO): tRNA-specific adenosine-34 deaminase activity
Source: RefSeq, a predicted model, not a curated record